Messenger RNA from Anthostomella pinea, 852 nucleotides. The record is from the annotation of a GenBank genome assembly. NCBI's taxonomy places the organism in Eukaryota, Fungi, Ascomycota, Sordariomycetes, Xylariales, Xylariaceae.
AUGUCAGAGUUGAAAGGGAAGCCAAGGCCCACAAAGAAGGUCGACCGGGCGUACGUUCCAUCUUCGAACCUCUCCGCGAAAUAUACUCCGAUUAACAAGCGUCUCAGGCCACUGCGAACAUAUAGCAAACGCGCCUCCUCCACCGACGCCCCCGAGCCUGAGGCCAAGAGACGGCGCAUCGCGGAUACAACUGCGGCUGGAACGAAACGUACCACCAACGCCAAAAAACCUCCGCCCCCAGCCCUGCCUCCCCAAACGGCGCAGAAAGGAACGCUUUUCGCCUAUUUCAAGAAAGUCGCGCCUCCGACUUCAAGUAGCACAUUGCCCUCUGAGCCAUCGUCCGAGGCAGCGGAGCACGAACUCGACAACACGAUAACUCCCCCAUCAUCCCCGCCGAAGCUCAAUGUCAGGAGGAAGAAGGCGCGCAGGCUCACGACACGGGUAGUGUCUCGAGACAUCGAAGAACCCGACGACGAAAACGGAGACAGUGAGGAGUCGGAAGAGAGGGCAAAAGAACUAACGGACGGAGAAGUCUCACCAUCUAGUAGUGACGGGGGAAUAAUAAUAAUAAUGGCGGAGACGAGUCCCAAUUCUUUGGAUCGCGUCGUCGAUGGCAGAAGGACUAAGCGACCAGAGGCUGUUGGGAAGCGCGGGAAGGAAACACCGGAGGUCCCCAAGGCGGCCACGGUGCAGACUACGCUGAGUCUGUCGCUCAACGACCAGGGGUUCACGGAGUGCAGGGACUGUUAUAUGCUGUACAAUCCGUACCACGAGAAGGAUGUCAGACACCAUGCGCGAUUGCAUGACGCGUUGCAGAAGGCGAGGUUGGAUGGCGAUGAUACAGUCGACUAG